AUGAGAUAGAAAAAUGAGACAGAAAAUAGGAGCAAAAAAGGGAGCUAGAUCCAAAUGUGACCUUUUCAUAUAGAUUCCAAUAUUGAUUCUCCCUCCAUUUUUAAAAUACACAUAACACACAGUCCCAGAUCCUCCAUUUUAAUACCUCCAUUCUCCCCCAUUUCCUUCCUAACCCUAACCUUGUCGAUCCGUUCCUUUUAGCUCCGAUGGCACCCUUAGACCCUCACUCCUUCACCGAUUCGACCCACCCUUUGACAACCCACAUCGCUCUUUCCCUCUACUUCGACUUCCCUUCCGCCACCAUCCACGGUGCUGCUCUCUUCACUCUCUCUUCCCCUCACUCCGGUCCACUCUCCCUCGACACGCGCUCCCUUUCUAUCCACCGAGUCCUCUCCCCUUCCACCCUUUACCCUAUCCCUUUCUCCCUCUCGCCUUUCUGCGACCACAUCAAAGGAACCCACCUCUCCCUUUCCCUCCCAAACGACGCUGCCCUCUCUUCUUUCCUCAUCACUUUCUCCACUUCCCCUUCCUCCUCCGCCCUCCAGUGGCUCUCUCCGCCGCAGACGUUCAACAAAAAACACCCUUUCGUUUACACUCAAUGCCAAUCCAUCCACGCGCGCUCCGUUUUCCCUUGCCAAGACACCCCCGCCGCCCGCAUCCGUUAUUCUGCUUUUCUCAAUGUUCCCCGAGAAUUAUCCGCUGUUAUGUCCGCUCGCCACGUGGACAGGCGGUUACCGGUUUCCGGUGAAGGGUAUUCGAAUUUGUUACCCAAUGGGUUUAAUUCUUUAUGGUGUUCUGAAACGAGGGUAGUCGAGGAAUUUGAUAUGAACCAGCCGAUUCCGCCUUAUUUGUUUGCGUUUGCAGUUGGGGAGUUAGGAUUCAGGGAAGUGGGGCCGAGGACUAGGGUUUACUCAGAGGCGGCAGAUGGUGUUUUGGAGGCUGCUGCUAAGGAGUUUGCGGGGACGGAGGAUAUGAUAAGGCAAGGGGAGAAGCUGUUUGGGGAUUAUGAGUGGGAGAGGUUUGAUUUGCUUGUUUUGCCGCCGAGUUUUCCCUAUGGUGGAAUGGAGAAUCCGAGGAUGGUGUUUUUGACUCCAACUGUGAUUAAAGGAAAUGCUAGUGGGGCUCAGGUCGUGGCCCAUGAGCUCGCACAUAGUUGGACUGGGAAUUUGAUUACUAACAAGAACAAUGAACAUUUUUGGUUGAAUGAGGGAUUUACAACAUACGCAGAGAGGAGAAUUGUUCAGGCUGUGCAGGGUGAAGACAGAGCUGUAUUGAAUAUUGGGAUUGGUUGGAGGGGCUUAAAUGAGGAAAUCGAGAGGUUCAAGGACAACUUGGAAUUCACCAAGCUCAAAACCAAUCAGGAAGGAGUGGACCCGGACACAGUUUAUUCCCAAGUUCCAUAUGAGAAAGGUUUUCAGUUCCUAUGGCGCAUUGAACGUCAGAUUGGAAGACCAGCCUUUGAUGAAUUUGUCAAGAAAUAUAUUGCCACCUUCAAGUUCAAAUCAAUUGACACUGAGACAUUUCUUGACUUCCUGAAAGCAAAUGCCCCUGGAAUAGAGAAAGAGAUUGACCUGGUCUUGUGGACUGAAGGGACUGGCAUCCCAUCCGAUGCAUAUGAACCGGUAUCCAACCUUUACACCAAAAUUGUGUCAUUGGCAAAUGAAUUCAAACUUGGGAGGAUGCCAAGGGAGGAUGAAGUUGCGGAUUGGCAAGGGCAGGAAUGGGAGCUCUACUUAGAGAACCUGCCUAAAGUUGUAGAGGCUUCCCAGGUCUUUGCCUUGGAUGCACGCUACAGGCUAUCAGAAUCAAAUGAUUAUGAGGUAAAAGUGGCUUUUCUUCAACUGGCCAUUUUUGCCAAGUGCAGAGAUUUCUAUGGUGAGGUGGAGAAAACUUUGAAGGAAGUUGGGAGGAUGAAGUACCUUCGUCCACUUUAUACUGCUCUAGUACAAGGUAUUGGAAAAGAGGAAGAGAAGAUUUUGGCCAAAAGGGUAUUCGCUGAGGCUCAUGACUGUUAUCACCCCAUAGCUCAAGGAGUUGUUGAGUCAAUCUUGGCCAAGCACCUCUAGAAUGGUAUAAUCUGGGAUAUCCUCUGAAUUUCACAGCCAAGGUAAGGCAUCAUAUCAGAUGGUUUUCAUUCCUCACCAUGGAAGUGGCACUCUUUUGCUUUCAUUAGGUUGAGAGAACUGGUGCUGGGUUUUAAAAACAGAAAACUGGGGAUUUGAAAGGGAGGUUUUUUGCAGUUUUCUAGUCAGCUUCAUGGGAUUGGUCUGCAUUUGGAAUUGGACUGAGGAAAUGGCAUUGAGUUCAUUGAAGAUGAGAUGUGAAUCUUCUGCUCUGCAGUGCAUGAGAAUAAAAAGAACAAUUGCUUAAAUUGAAGUGGCCAUCCCUUUCAUCAAUCUGUACACCAGCUAUGGUUCCAAUGAAUCAAUAUAUGAAAUUUCCAUCUGAGUUUGACUAGUAGUAUAAUUGAUGAGUUGUAUUUGAAAGCUCCAAAUUUUUUAUUAUUAGCAACUUGAAUCUAAAUUUUCCUUUUUGAGAGCAUUAAA
Messenger RNA from Theobroma umbraticum, 2546 nucleotides. RefSeq names its product peptidase M1 family protein. Gene Ontology annotation, biological process: proteolysis. Gene Ontology annotation, cellular component: cytosol. Lineage: Eukaryota; Viridiplantae; Streptophyta; Magnoliopsida; Malvales; Malvaceae. The record is from RefSeq and is a predicted model, not a curated record. Gene Ontology annotation, molecular function: zinc ion binding; metallopeptidase activity.